Periophthalmus magnuspinnatus is the source of this 1545-nucleotide messenger RNA. RefSeq names its product acid-sensing (proton-gated) ion channel 1c (gene asic1c). The record is from RefSeq and is a predicted model, not a curated record. NCBI's taxonomy places the organism in Eukaryota, Metazoa, Chordata, Actinopteri, Gobiiformes, Gobiidae. The transcript has 10 exons. Gene Ontology annotation, biological process: sodium ion transmembrane transport. Gene Ontology annotation, cellular component: membrane. The coding region runs from base 1 to 1545 and encodes 514 amino acids.
AUGAAGGGGAGCUCUGAGGACAGCAUCGAGACCAUCAGGCCCUCCAACCUCCAGGCGUUCGCCAACAUGUCCACGCUACAUGGCAUGAGUCACAUAUUCGCCUAUGGACACAUGACGUUUCGGCGUUUCCUGUGGUCGCUUUCGUUCUUGGGUUCGUUAGCGUUGUUGAUGAUCGUGUGCAUGGACAGAGUUAUAUACUACCUAGAAUACCCUCACGUUACGAAGUUGGACGAGGUGGCGGCUCCCAACCUCACCUUCCCCGCCGUCACGUUCUGUAACCUCAAUGAAUUCCGUUUCUCGAAAAUCACCAGGAAUGACCUCUAUCACGUGGGAGAGCUGCUGGCGCUCCUCAAUAACAACUACCAAAUAGCCAACCCGCACCUGGCCGAUCCCGAGGUGCUUUCCGCCCUAAAGGAUAAAGCCAACUUUCAAAACUUCAAGCCCAAGCUGUUUAACAUGACGGACUUUUAUAACCGGACGGGACACGACAUCAAGGAUAUGUUACUGCAGUGCACCUUCAGAGGAGAGGACUGCUUCCCGGCAAACUUCACCACAAUUUACACAAGAUACGGAAAGUGCUACACGUUCAACUCCGGGCAAGACGGCAACCCACUGCUCACCACACUGAAGGGUGGAACGGGGAACGGGCUGGAGAUCAUGCUGGACAUCCAACAGGACGAGUAUCUGCCUGUGUGGGGAGAGACAGAUGAGACCUCAUACGAAGCAGGAAUCAAGGUUCAGAUCCACAGCCAGGACGAGCCACCCUUCAUUGACCAGCUGGGGUUCGGAGUAGCCCCCGGUUUUCAAACUUUUGUCUCUUGUCAACAGCAACUGCUGCUCUACCUCCCUCCGCCCUGGGGGGAUUGUAAAUCAACCCCCAUAGACUCUGAGUUCUUCAGCACAUACAGCAUCACGGCCUGCCGCAUCGACUGUGAGACACGCUACCUGCUGGAGAACUGCGACUGCAGGAUGGUGCACAUGCCGGGUACAUCCAGAGUGUGUACUCCUGAGCAAUACAAGGACUGUGCCGACCCGGCUUUAGACUUUUUGGUUGAGAAAGACAACGAUUACUGUGUCUGUGAGACCCCCUGCAACAUGACUCGCUAUGGAAAGGAGCUGUCCAUGGUUAAGAUCCCCAGUAAGGCGUCUGCUAAAUAUCUGGCUAAGAAAUUCAACAAAACUGAGCAGUACAUCGGAGACAAUAUUCUGGUCUUGGACAUCUUCUUCGAGGCUCUGAACUAUGAAAAGAUCGAGCAGAAGAAGGCCUAUGAGAUCGCAGGGCUUCUGGGGGACAUCGGAGGGCAGAUGGGACUCUUCAUAGGAGCCAGUGUGCUGACAAUUUUGGAAAUAUUUGAUUACUUGUAUGAGGUGUUCAAAGAUAAGGUCUUGGGCUCAUUUUUGAGGAAGAAGCGUCCCCAACGCUGUCAGAGCGAUAAUCUGAGCACCUGUGACACACUGCGGAGUCACUCGGACAGCCUCGGAUUCACGCCGAACAUGUUACCUCGUCACCCGACUCUAGGCAACUUCGAGGAGUUCGCCUGUUGA